Messenger RNA from Orycteropus afer afer, 2901 nucleotides. It is a transcript of the gene GANAB, whose product is annotated as glucosidase II alpha subunit. Gene Ontology annotation, cellular component: glucosidase II complex. Lineage: Eukaryota; Metazoa; Chordata; Mammalia; Tubulidentata; Orycteropodidae. The transcript has 25 exons. Gene Ontology annotation, molecular function: carbohydrate binding; glucan 1,3-alpha-glucosidase activity. The coding region runs from base 1 to 2901 and encodes 966 amino acids. The record is from RefSeq and is a predicted model, not a curated record. Gene Ontology annotation, biological process: N-glycan processing; carbohydrate metabolic process.
AUGGCGGCGGUAGCGGCAGUGGCGGAGCGUAGGAGGCGGUCUUGGCCAGGUUUGGUACUGAUUUGCUUAGGGCUUGGCCUGGGAAUUACCCUUGCUGUGGAUAGAAGCAACUUUAAAACCUGUGAAGAGAGUUCCUUCUGCAAGCGGCAGCGAAGCGUACGACCAGGCCUCUCUCCGUACCGAGCCUUGCUAGACUCCCUGCAGCUUGGUCCCGAUGGCCUCACUGUCCACUUGAUCAACGAGGUCACCAAGGUAUUGCUGGUGCUGGAGCUCCAGGGCCUUGAGAAGAACAUGACUCGGAUCAGAAUCGAUGAGCUGGAGCCCAGGCGGCCCCGGUACCGGGUGCCAGAUGUGUUGGUGGCUGAUCCCCCUACAGCGCGGCUUUCUGUCUCUGGCCAUGACGACAACAGUGUGGAGCUGACAGUGGCUGAGGGGCCCUAUAAAAUCAUCUUGACGGCACGGCCAUUCCGCCUUGACCUGCUGGAGGGCCGCAGUCUGCUGCUCAGCGUCAAUGCCCGAGGACUCCUGGACUUCGAGCAUCAGAGGGCCCCCAGGGUCUCUUUCUCGGAUAAAGUUAGUGUCACGCUCGGUAGCAUAUGGGAUAAGAUCAAGAACCUUUUCUCUAGGCAAGGAUCAAAAGACCCAGCUGAGGGUGAUGGGGCCCAGCCUGAGGAAACACCUGGGGAUGGUGACAAGCCAGAGGAGACCCAGGAGAAGGCGGAGAAAGAUGAGCCAGGAGCCUGGGAGGAGACAUUCAAAACUCACUCUGACAGCAAGCCGUAUGGGCCUACGUCUGUGGGUUUGGACUUUUCCCUGCCAGGAAUGGAGCAUGUGUAUGGGAUCCCUGAGCAUGCGGACAAUCUGAGGCUGAAGGUCACUGAGGGUGGGGAGCCUUAUCGCCUGUACAACUUGGACGUGUUCCAGUACGAGCUGUACAACCCCAUGGCCCUGUAUGGGUCUGUGCCUGUGCUUCUGGCACACAACUCUCAGCGGGACCUGGGCAUCUUCUGGCUCAAUGCCGCUGAGACCUGGGUCGACAUAUCCUCCAACACUGCCGGGAAGACUCUGUUUGGGAAGAUGCUGGACUACCUGCAGGGCUCCGGGGAGACUCCCCAGACAGACGUUCGCUGGAUGUCAGAGAGUGGCAUCAUCGAUGUCUUCCUUCUGCUCGGGCCCUCUGUCACCAACGUCUUCCGGCAGUACGCUAGUCUCACAGGGACCCAGGCAUUGCCCCCGCUCUUCUCCCUCGGCUACCACCAGAGCCGCUGGAACUACCGGGACGAGGCUGAUGUGCUGGAGGUGGAUCAAGGCUUCGAUGACCACAACCUGCCCUGUGAUGUCAUCUGGCUGGACAUUGAACAUGCUGAUGGCAAGCGGUAUUUCACCUGGGACCCCAGCCGCUUUCCCCAGCCCCUCACCAUGCUCGAGCAGUUGGCCUCCAAGAGGCGGAAGCUGGUGACCAUCGUGGACCCCCACAUUAAAGUGGACUCUGGCUACCGGGUACAUGAAGAGCUGCGGAACCAAGGGCUAUAUGUUAAAACCCGGGACGGCUCUGACUAUGAGGGCUGGUGCUGGCCAGGCUCAGCUGGCUACCCUGACUUCACUAAUCCCACAAUGAGGGCCUGGUGGGCUAAUAUGUUCAGCUUUGAUAAUUACGAGGGCUCGGCUCCCAAUCUCUAUGUCUGGAAUGACAUGAAUGAGCCAUCGGUAUUCAGUGGCCCUGAGGUCACCAUGCUCAAGGAUGCCCAGCAUUAUGGAGGCUGGGAACACCGGGACGUGCAUAACAUCUAUGGCUUCUAUGUGCACAUGGCGACUGCUGACGGGCUGGUGCUGCGUUCUGGGGGCGUAGAACGCCCAUUUGUCCUGAGCAGAGCUUUCUUUGCUGGCUCCCAGCGCUUUGGAGCUGUGUGGACUGGGGACAAUGCUGCCGAAUGGGACCAUUUGAAGAUCUCUAUCCCUAUGUGUCUCAGUUUGGGGCUGGUGGGACUUUCCUUCUGUGGGGCGGAUGUGGGCGGCUUCUUCAAAAACCCAGAGCCAGAGCUGCUCGUGCGCUGGUACCAGAUGGGUGCCUACCAGCCCUUCUUCCGGGCACAUGCUCACCUGGACACUGGGCGGCGAGAGCCGUGGCUGUUAGCGUCUCAGUACCAAGACAUCAUCCGAGAUGCCUUGGGCCAGCGCUAUUCCUUGCUGCCAUUCUGGUACACUCUCUUCUACCAGGCCCAUCGUGAAGGGGUUCCUGUCAUGAGACCACUGUGGGUGCAGUACCCUCAGGAUGUAGCCACCUUCAGUAUAGAUGAUCAGUUCCUGCUUGGCGAUGCGCUGCUGGUUCACCCCGUGUCUGACGCUGGGGCCCACGGUGUGCAAAUCUAUCUGCCUGGCCAAGGGGAGGUGUGGUAUGACACUUACACUUACCAGAAGCAUCAUGGUCCCCAGACUCUGUACCUGCCUGUAACUCUAAGCAGUAUCCCUGUGUUCCAACGUGGAGGGACGAUUGUGCCUCGGUGGAUGCGAAUGCGCCGUUCUUCAUCCUGUAUGAAGGAGGACCCCAUCACUCUUUUCGUUGCGCUCAGUCCUCAGGGGACGGCCCAAGGAGAGCUCUUUGUGGAUGACGGGCACACGUUCAACUAUCAGACUCGCCACGAGUUCUUGCUGCGUCGGUUCUCAUUCUCUGGCAACACCCUCGUCUCCAGCUCAGCAGACCCAAAAGGCCACUUUGAGACACCGAUCUGGAUUGAGCGGGUGGUGAUAAUAGGGGCCGGAAAGCCAGCGGCCGUGGUACUCCAGACAAAAGGAUCUCCUGAAAGCCACUUGUCCUUCCAACAUGACCCUGAGACCUCGGUGCUGACCUUGCGCAAGCCUGGUGUCAACGUGGCAGCUGACUGGAGCAUUCACCUGCGAUAA